UGGACCUCAUACCUGAGAAUCUAAGCAAAAGCUAGACUGCUUCAUGUUACUGCUGUGGCAGGACGCAAGGCAGCCACUUCGUUCUAACUCUUUGUUUCUGUAUCUCUGUUUCUCUUUCUCCGUUUCUCGCCAUCGCACUUCAUAUACGGGUCCUGUUUCUUGUUUUGGGCUGCAUCAGUGUUUCGAAAGUUCUGCUAUUUGUGCAUGAUACAGGAGUAAAGGAAAGAAGGCACGUUCCAGGGAUUUUAAGGAUAAUAGGAUGCGUUUGUGGAAAAUGUUGCAGAUCAAAUAUCAUUCAGUCUUUUUCCCUUUCCUGUUGACAUUGGAAAGCUUUUUUUGUUUUUUCUGAGAUUAUUUAUCUGGAUCAAUGAUAUGUUGUGCUUUCUUUGUAUGCCCUGCAAUGAUGGAUUUAUUCUGUUAGGGUUUUCUUGCAAGGAACUGAAAAGUUUCUAUCCUUCUUGACCAUAAUGGCCACAUUAAUUAAAUCAUUUUUCUGUUGGUUUCUGUAGGAAUAGGGAACAUAAUCAUUGCUAAAUACAGCUGACCAUUUGUUUAAUUUUUGAGAAUUCUACUAGAAACUGGGCACUAAUUUUGUAGUCAAUAAUCACUAUACAACUAAACCCACCUUAUUUACGAUAGAAUUGACAAAAAGAAAUCAAUCGAAUUAAAUUCUUAUAAAAUUCUAGAUUCCAAAUAGAGGAAUAUGAAUUGGAAUGUCAUUUCUUAUCCAAAAUCGAUACAAUGAAAAAAAAAAAAAAAACACUUUGAAUAAAUCUACUACACCCUUACGACAAGGAUUAGCAUCUUAAUUCUUAUGGUUCAUGUAGACUCUUUUAAUUUGCUAGUACUAUAUUUAAUAUGUCAAGUACAAAGGCAUAACUUCUCUUGAAAUACUUAUGUUCAUUGAUACUUUUACAAGAGCUUUAUUUCUUCAUAUUUUUCUUCUACAGAAAUAGACAUUCAAGUGCCAAACUCCCAUGUUAUGAUCACAAAAUUCAGUGCCCAGUUUGGGUCACGUGUUAGUACUUAUGCUUGGAGAUUACAUAUAUAGGGCUAGCACUGUGGUUUACUGGUUUAUAUCUGGCAUCUGGGUCCUAUUUGAUUCUUUUAUCUCAAAUGAGAGCGUGGGACGGUUCUUUUCCAUACAACAGAGAGUUGAUUUUACCUCUCAAAUGGAAUUGCUUAAUCUCCAUAUUCUUCUAGAUUCAUUAUUUUAUUGGAUAGGUUAGGAUAUGCUAGGUCCAGAUUCAAUUCUAAGUAACAUCAAUACUUCUACUUAUUUUGUCAAAAAAUUUUAUUUUAUAACCUGUUUUUGGAAACAUUGCUUCCAUGUUAAUGUAUAUUGAUUCUAAUGUUUUGUGUAGACAGAUUUUUCAUGUUUAGCCCCAUGGAGAAGUCUGACUUUGACCUGGACCUCAUUGGCAUUUCAGGAUUGCCUACUGGAGGAUUUGUCCACCAAAGAUGAAUGAUGACAAAAACACAGAAACAGUGACUAAUUUAAGCCUUGCUCUGGGUUAUUCCAAUCAGUGUAGUCAGAGAAUACUGAACAAUGAUGAUCCAGGUGCAGGUGCAAAUGCAGCUUCAAACAUGACAUAUGUGGCCACCGACCCUCUGUCUGAACUGGUUUGGUCUCCACAGAAAGGUUUGAGUCUUAAAUGUGCUGAUGGUAGCUUCUCCAACAAAAAUACCUAUCUUUCAUGGGGUGUAGGACUUACUAAUAUGGCAAGUGGAUCAAGUUCUGAUAUACCUAUCUCAAAUAUUGACAAACCCAUCGACCAAAAAAAUUUUAUGGCAUCUCUGGCAGCAUGUAAUCUGGGGAGUGAGGUUGCUGGAGGAGAUGAUUCCACUAGAUUUCCUACAAGCAAUGCAGCAACUGGUGACCCAGCUGAGGAAAUGAAAAAUGCAGUGGACAUUUCUUUUCUACAGAUAGAGGAUCCAGGAAAUAAUAAAGGGGAAGUUGAAACAGACAAACCCAAACUGGAUGUGGCACAAAAUAAUCAAACUUGUGAGGAACCUAUUGGUAGAGACACAAGUGUCAGUGAUGGGAAUCAUGCAUUAGGAAUGGAAAUUGUUUUGGCCUCUGAAAUUCGUACUGUGAAAGAAUAUGAAGCUUAUGAUACUAAAAUGCAGAAUGCAGGAGCACAUGAGAAGUCACCUUCAAUUAUAGGGAAAAAACGCAAAAAUAAGAUUGCCAUGAGCCCUCCUGGAAUUUUUCCCUUCGAAAAUUUGGAGUCAACUGCUGAGAAUGAUUUAGAAACUUCACAUGGUGAAAAUGCUUGUGGUCCAACAACUAAUAUUUUAGCAUUGGAAUCUGCCGAUAGAGUUGAAAAUAGCACUCAGCAGGAUGAUGAAUUAGUUCCUACAGACAAGGUUCUUGCAGUUAAACAGUCUCUCACUAAAAGCAGAAUCCAAAGGGAUACAAAAGGCAAGUCUAAGGUUUUAUCUGAUGGAGAUGCAAAUGAAAUGAUGUUAAAUGAGGAGGAUGGGAGCCAUGAGAGUGUUGAAAGCUGUAACAGUGCUGGGCUAUUUUCAACUGGAAAGCGGAGAUGGAACUUUGAGCGACAAUUGAUUGUAGGGAGCAAAAGAGUAAAAAGGCAAAUUCAAGAAAGUCCCAAUUCUUCAUCACUAAUUAAACAAGAUAGCUCAUUCAUGAAUUGGAUCUCAAACAUGAUGAAGGGGUUCUCGAAAUCAAGUGAAGGCGAGGUACCUUCUCUUUCUCCUGCCCUUCCAAAUCCCAGUCAUGGACCUGAGAAUCCUGAUCAGGAUCUUAUCACAAGCAACAGAAACAAAGAUCCUGGGUGCAGAACUAUAGGAUUUCAAUCCAUUUUUCAGUCCUUGUAUUGCCGAAAGACAAAGUGUGAAGAAGCCGUCAUGUUGAAUGUUGAUCAUCCAACAGAAGGAUUGAAAGAACAUGAGCUUGAUAAUAGGAUAUACGAUUUGGAUGCUACUCCAAUAGCUUGUCAGAUGGUGACUGGUAAUGUUUACAAACGGUUUCUGCCAUCAAAUGAUAGGUUCAAUGAGUCUACAUGUGGCAAUCAAGAGAUUCCGGUGGUCCAUUCUAACGAUGUAUCUAUGAGUUUUGCUGCCAUUCAGGAAAACAAUGGGGGUAACUCUACAGUGAACAAACAUUCAUGCAAUUUGGCAACUGGUAAGGAGAGAGAUGGAACAAGCUCCAAUUCUUCUCGGGGUAAACAUAAGACAAACAAUGUUGAGAAAAUUGAUUCUGAACUGCCAUUUGAAGGAAAGACAGCCUGUAAUUUUAAUCACAAAGGUGACCCUUUGGAGAGUUUGUGGAUAGCUCGGUUUACCCCAAAAACUUCUGGUUCUUUGUUGAACCAGGAUCCUUCCAAAAAAAGUACUGGUGAGUCUCUCAACUGCUCUUCUGAUGGCCAGAGGCAGAAACCUGAACUGCAGAGUCCUCUUGGUUCUUUUGAUGAAAAUGAAAAUGAAGAGCUACUGCAUGUGCGAAAUUGUGGUACUGCUACUGAGGCUUCAUUUGGUUCCUAUAAGAUCAAAGGACACCACAAUGAUAAGUCCAUAUAUAAACUUAACCCUAUCUUACCUUCCCCCAGAUUCAAAACUUCAGAGGCAAUGGCUUCUGUCUUUGCAAGGAGAUUGGACGCCCUCAGACACUUCAUGCCAUCAGAUGAACCAGAAAAUGCAGCUUGUGCAACCAUGACCUGCCUUUUUUGUGGCAUAAAGGGUCACCAUUUGCAAGAAUGUUCAGAGAUAACUGAUACUGAGCUUGAAGAUCUUCUGAGAAAUAUCAAUUCAUAUAAUUGGGUAAAUGAACUACCUUGCGUGUGUAUUAGAUGCUUUCAGCUCAAUCAUUGGGCUGUUGCAUGUCCUGAUGCAUUUUCAAGAGUAGGGAAUCAAGCAGAAUAUGAUGCUUCUUUGGUCAACCAAUGUGGUCCUAGCAAAAUGCAGCUUAAUGUAAGCAUUGAAGACAAUCCAAAGCUAAGAGACAUUGCUGCUGGUCCACUUACAGUUUGUGAUAGAAAUGAUUCUGGAAUGGAGAAAGAUCUGAAUUUGACCCAGAAAUGGAAUGUUGAAUUUUUUGGGAAAGAAAUUGCUUCAAGUUCAAGAGAGAAAAAGUUGAAAGAAAACCUAAUGGAGCCAUUAUAUGAACUUGUCAAUGAUGAGAUUUCUGAUGUACCAAAGGGAAUCUUUGAUGCCAUAAGAAGGCUUCAUUUGUUGCGAACAGAUAUUCUCAAAUGGACAAACUCCCACAUGCCACUCUCACGUCUUGAUGGGUUUUUCCUGCGCGUGCGGCUUGGGAAGUGGCAAGAGGGCCUUGGGGGAACUGGAUACUAUGUAGCUUGCAUUACUGGAGCACAAGUGGAGAGUUCACCGCAAAAUUCCAAAAAAUCUAUUGCUGUCAAUGUAGGUGGGAUCAAAUGUCUUGUUGAAACUCAACACGUCUCCAACCAUGAUUUCCUUGAGGAUGAGCUCGUGGCAUGGUGGUCUGCUACCUCAAGGAGUGGUGGCAAUUUGCCUUCCAAAGAAGAGUUGAGGUUGAAAGCUGAAGAGAAGAAAAUGUUGGGCUUUUAGCUGAAGAGAAGAAAAUGUGAGGCUUUUAGGCAUAAAUCAAUUGCAGAUGAUAGUUCUGUAGUUUGGAGUUCACUGCUUACACAAAUGGUGCUGAUUGUCCAAUUUGUGGCAAUAAUCCAGAAACGGUGGAACAUAUGAUGUUCUGGUGUAAUCAUGCUCAUGCUACAUGGCUAUCUAGCCCAUGCAAUUACAGACCAAAUUCUAUUGGAUUUUCCUCUUUUGCCCAAUAGUGGACGGAUUUGUUGCAGGAAUUCCAUGUAGAUAAUGAUUCUUUGAUGCUGAUAGCUAUAACCUGUUGGAUUAUAUGGAAGGAACACAAGAAGGCAGUGUUUGAACAUAGCACUCCUGAUCCUAUUGCAGUUGCUUGUGGUAUAAGCUUCAGUUUUUCUGAACUGGUUGAAGUUUUGGAGAAUCGUAAUGAGCUUGAUGAAUGAUCAUCACAGUCCCUCCCCCACUGAGUGGUCUCCUCAGCUUGGAUUCCUAAAGUUUAAUAGCGAUACAGCUUUGAAGGAAAACUGUGAGUUUGCAGUUGCAGCAGUGGUGGUUAGGAACUACAAGGGAGAUAUCAUUGACAGCCUAGCCCGCACAUCCAAGCUACUACUCCAUUAGUGGGCGAGGCACUAGCCCUCCCUGAAGCUCUUAAAUUAGGGAGCUCAGUCUAUUCGGCAUGAGAUAGAUUGUUCUGUUUUGUAUCAAGCAAUCCAAGAUUCAGUGUGGAGUGUAAGCUGGAGAAUUAGUGCAACAAUUCGGCAAUUAAAGCUGUGUUCUCGUUUUCAUGCAGUCUCCUUUUCUUUAGUUAAGAGAUCUGCAAACAAGGCUGCAGAUUUUGUCGCAAAAAAUUCCCUUGCUGGUCAUAUCGAUUGUCCUCAACAAUUGUGGAAUAUUUUGUAGUCUGAUGCUCACAGGGCUGAUUAACGCAAAUCCCUUUAUUUUUCUUU
Messenger RNA from Hevea brasiliensis (rubber tree), 5489 nucleotides. RefSeq lists its product as uncharacterized. The transcript has 7 exons. The coding region runs from base 1462 to 4551 and encodes 1029 amino acids. The record is from RefSeq and is a predicted model, not a curated record. Lineage: Eukaryota; Viridiplantae; Streptophyta; Magnoliopsida; Malpighiales; Euphorbiaceae. Gene Ontology annotation, molecular function: zinc ion binding; DNA binding.